GUAAUUUUUUCUAAAUUUGUAAUCUUUUAAACAAAAAUAAGUAAAAUGCAUAAAUAUUCAUGUGAAUUAUUAAAGAUCGGGCAAUAAAAAUUACACACUGUGCAUAUAACAAUGACUGCGAAAGAAAAUAUUUCUUCGGAAAUAAAAAAAGCAACUCUUCCAUUAUUGAUUUGUAAUUGGAUUUUUGGAAUAGGUAUUUUAGAAUACCCCUUAGGACAACCACGUCGAUUAAUUAGUGGUCUAUACAUAGCAAGCAAUUUAAUUAUUUACUGUUUACUCGCAAUAUAUUCAUACCAGUAUACCAUAGCAUUUAGCCGAGAGAUAGAAGCUAACGACAGUAUUGCCAACGUUUUCUUUGCUAAUUAUAUUUUUCUAACCAUAAGUACUGUACUGCUAGGAUGGCAUAGAAGUAGGAAAAUACACUGUAUUCUCGAGCGUGGCAUUACAACAGAUCAAUAUCUGCAAAAAAUUGAAACAAAAACGGUUUAUCAAAAAACCUUAAAGAUACAAUUACGAAAGCAAUUGAUUCAUUUACUAAUUAUCGCUACAGCUGUAUUAAUGAUUAAUUUUACAUUAAUUUAUAAGAAAAAACUAUCAAUCAGAGAUAUGGUAUCUUUAAUUUCAUUCAAUUAUCCUUUAGUCAGUAUGUCUGUUGUAGAUGCAACAUUUUUUCAUUUUGUACACUAUUCGAAAUUGAAAUUCAAGAACCUUAAUGAUACUUUAAAGAAUACACUAACAACGAGCUUUGAUAUUCCACAAUACUUUAAUACAAUUAAAUAUUUUGAAAAACAAUCUAAUACAGAAGAUGAAUCAUCAAUAGUAAAUACAAUUAGUGAUCAAAACUAUACUAUCAGUAUGGCAAGACUUGACAGUUACCAUGUUUAUUCUAUGAUGGGUACUGUAAUUAUCUAUAAUUCUAUAAAAAUAUACCUCUUUACAAAAUGCUGCAAUGAUGUAAUUCAAGAAACUCUUAGAACGGGAGAUAUUCUUUCAAAACUGUACGAAGAAAUGAUUACUAAAGAGAGUAAGAACGAGGGUUUGAGUAUAUGCGUUUCAAAGUUGCUUUUAGUUGAUGAGCUAUUGGACAAAAUUGGCGUACCAAGGAAUUACGCAGCUAUGUACAAACAAUCCGUCAUCAGAACUUCUACCGGACUGGUCUUCAUAUUGUCGUGUAUAACAGUUGAUUCAAUUACAAUUUUGUCAAAAGAUAUGCCAUUGGACAAGAAAAUUCUGACUGCCUUUGUAAGUUAUUCAAAGAAAGACAACUCAUAUAUUAUUGAAACAUCUCGAAAAGUACACCUCGAGUUGGUCGAGGCAAGUCAAAUGGGAAAUGCAUUAUUUGGACUGCAACUUAUUUUAUCAAUAGCGGUAACAUUAAUCAUGAUCACUUCGGAAUUGUAUAAUGCAUCUACAUUAAUAAGAUAUGGCGUGUCUCCGCAUACACUUCACGUUGCUCUCAUUGUAUCGGCAGUUUGGAUGAUUUAUUAUGGAAUUAAAAUGUACGUUUUCAGCUGGACCUGCACUCGUUGUACACAAAAUGCCAAUGAAACUGGUGAUGUAAUCGCUGAAUUAUACGAUGAAUUGUUCAUCAGCUCUCAAACACGACAAGAGAUACGCGAAUUUAAUGUGCAGCUUAUACAAGAUCCAUUAAAAUUUACAGCAUAUGGAUUUGUUAAUCUAGAUUAUACUUUGAUACACGGGAUGAUAGCCUCGAUAACCACAUAUUUGAUGAUUUUAAUACAACUUGACAAACUGCACACAUAUUUAAGAAAUUAA
Molecule: messenger RNA, 1776 nt
Organism: Phymastichus coffea
Lineage: Eukaryota; Metazoa; Arthropoda; Insecta; Hymenoptera; Eulophidae
Exons: 12
Coding region: 112-1776 (554 amino acids)
Biological process (GO): sensory perception of taste
Cellular component (GO): axon; dendrite; membrane
Source: RefSeq, a predicted model, not a curated record